This is a messenger RNA of Beauveria bassiana ARSEF 2860, 1293 nucleotides long. RefSeq names its product Pex2/Pex12 amino terminal region. The transcript has a single exon. The coding region runs from base 1 to 1293 and encodes 430 amino acids. Gene Ontology annotation, molecular function: zinc ion binding. NCBI's taxonomy places the organism in Eukaryota, Fungi, Ascomycota, Sordariomycetes, Hypocreales, Cordycipitaceae. The record is from RefSeq and is a predicted model, not a curated record. Gene Ontology annotation, biological process: protein import into peroxisome matrix. Gene Ontology annotation, cellular component: peroxisomal membrane.
AUGAGCGAAUCGAGCUUCGUGCAAGCCCAACAACGGGUCGCCGCCCGCCGCCAGGCCCGCGAAGUGCAGGCCGCGGCCCGCAUCGCCGCCCAGCGCGAGGCAUCCCGCACGAGCGCCCAGCUGCAGCGGCUGCCGUUUCCCUUUAGCGGCCUCGCGCCGGCCUGGGACGCCCUGUCCUCGCGCGAGGGCACGCGGCCGGCGUUUCGCGUGGCGCAGGUCGACGCGGAGCUCCUCGACGACGAGCUCGUGGGCCUGCUCAAGGCGCAGGUGACCGAGGCGCUCAAGUACUUUGCGGGCGGCCACCUGCAGGACGACUGGACCGACGAGAUUGUGCUCGCGCUGCGCGCCGCGCUCUUCAAGCUGACCGUCUGGGACCACGACGCGACGUACGGCGCGGCGCUGCAGAACCUCCGGUACACCGACGCGCGGCGCGCGGGCCCCGUGCUGGUGCCGCCGUCGCGGGCGCAAAAGUCGCUCUACGGCCUCGUCAGCGUCGUGGGCAAGUACGCGUGGGGCAAGUGGGAGGCUUGGCUGGCCGAGCACGACGACGGGUACGACGAGCCGAGCCCGCGCGUGCGGCUGCUGUCGCGGUGGACGGCGCGCCUGACGACGGUGCACUCGGCGGCGGCGUGCGCGUCGUUUCUCGUGUUCCUGCUGCACGGCCGCUACCGCACGCUGCUGGACCGGGUGCUGCGCAUGCGGCUGGCGCCGCCGACCAGCCAGGUCAGCCGCGAGGUGUCGUUUGAGUACCUGAACCGGCAGCUUGUGUGGCACGCCUUUACCGAGUUUCUGCUGUUUGUGCUGCCGCUCAUUGGCAUCAACCGCUGGCGCCGCUGGCUGAGCCGCACGUGGCGCAAGACUAAGGAGAUUGUCAACACGAGUGCCGCGGAGGACGGCGGCGGUGGCGGCGGCGCCUCGGGCGAAUAUGGAUUCUUGCCGGAGCGGACGUGUGCCAUUUGCUACCAGGACCAGAAUGAUGCGACUACGGAAAAUGAGAUUAUGGCGGCGGCGGCGUCGAGCGGCGUCGUCGGCUCGGCGCAGACGGACGUGACGAACCCUUACGAAACGAUUCCCUGCGGCUGCGUCUACUGCUUCGUGUGCCUGGCGACGCGUCUCGAGCGAGAAGAGGGCGAAGGCAUUACGUGCUUGCGGUGCGGCGAGCACGUCAAGGAGUGCCGGCCGUGGGACGGCGACGUCGUGGAGCCGGCUGGGUCGAGGCCGGGAGGGCACAAGACGGUGGCCUUUACAGACGACGUGACUGGUGGCAUGGACGAGGAAGAAGUUGAGGAAUAA